ACGGCAACCACGUCACGUGGCCUCGAUGGUGCUGGGUCGAUGUAACCUCACGAGGCUGGCGGGUUCGUGUCAACAAGUAUGGAGGUUCGAAGCCUCCAGUAAACCGCCAGUGUGGGUUCUCAGAUCAGUGGCCAAGAAGGCAAUGACCGCAACAGCAGCGCGGAACCCACAGCACAGCCUUCGCCGGCUCAGCACACAACCACGCGCGGGCGCCGGCGCCGGCGCCGGCGGCCGUAGACAACAGCGGUGGCCCGGCAGCAGCAACUCGGUGCGAAACGGCAACCCAGCGGCAGAAAGCGGAGAGGGUUUCCUGCAGGCGUUAGUGAAACGGCCGCCGCUCAGCGCACCGGCCCGCGGAGGAGCGUUUCGGGUGGUUAUCGUCGGGAGGCCCAACGUCGGGAAGUCGACGCUGUACAAUCGGCUGGCCACCCGGAACAGGGCUAUCGUCACGCCCAUCGCCGGCACGACUAGAGACCGAAAGGAGUCAACGGUGUCCCUGGGGGGUAUGACGUUCGAUUUCGCCGACACUGGUGGUCUGGAAGACGGUGCAGACGAGCCUUGGAAAGGCCCUCCAGGGACGCCUCAUCCCGGCAUGCCCCAAGUGGUACUGAAGAAGACCGAGGAGGCGAUCGAGGACAGCGACAUCGUGCUCUUCAUGGUUGAUGCUCGACAGGGGGUAACGGAGGCGGACCGCCACUACGCAAGGUGGGUGCGGAAGCGGCAGGGGCGGCACCGCGGGGUGUACAUCGUGGCCAACAAGACGGAGGGACAGCUGACGGAGCAGAUGUCCCAGACGCUAGAGGAGUGUGGCAGGCUGGGGUUCGGCGAACCGCUCGCGAUUUCGUCAUCGCAUGGGGACGGCAUGGCGGAUUUCGCAACUGCCCUAGUCCCUCACUACGAGGAAUGGGAAAAGGAGCAGGAGGCGGCAGCCGAGGCGGGGUUGGAGUCCAACCGUCCCCUAUCAGAGGAAGAAGAAGCGGAGGAGCCGGUUCAGCUGGCGCUGGUUGGCCGACCGAACGUCGGGAAGUCGUCGCUGCUUAAUGCGGUGCUGCGCGAGGACAGGGCGUUGACCGGACCGACGCCGGGGCUCACCCGCGACGCCGUGGCGGUGGAAUGGACUUGGGGAGGGAAGGCUGUCCGGCUGGUGGACACCGCUGGUAUUAGGAAAAGCGGCAGCCGCGACACUACCACCCCCCUCGAAGAGCUGGCGGUAAAAGAUUCCAUGAACGCCAUCCAUAAGGCCCAGGUGGUCGUGCUGGUCCUUGACGGCUCCGAAGGGAUGCUUCGAAAGACAGAGCUGUCUAUCGCCUCCAUGGUCGCGACGGAGGGUAGGGCGCUGGUCGUGGCCGCAAACAAGUCCGACCUUUCCGGGGUGUCCCCGGGAGAGUACGCGAAGGGAGUGAUCCGACAAGUGGAGGAUCUUAUGCCGGACGUUCGGGCACCACCGGUCUUGUCCGUGUGUGCUCUAGACGGCUCCGGCGUGGGGAGCCUGAUGCGAUCGGUCAUCAAGGCGCGGGAGCGGUGGCGAGCUCGCGUACCGACGGCCGUCCUGAACCGCUGGCUCCGCAAGAUCGUUUUCUUGCACCCGCCCCCCCGCGACAGCACGACGGGCGGGGCCUGCUCCCUCAAGUACCUCACCCAGGUCAAGAGGGGACCGCCGGAGUUCAGGGUGUUCGUGAACCAUCUCUCGAUCCCGGCGGAUUACCAACGAUACAUCACCAAAAACUUGCAGAAGGAGUUCGGGUUCCACGGCAUGCAGGUCCGCCUGUCCCUCAAGAAGUCCGUCAACGUCUACGACCCGGAGGGGAGGGGCGGCUCCGGCAAGGGCCGGCCUAAGCGCAAGUUCGGCAAGAAGGGAAGGUUGCUCCCUCUGCCCCCUUCUCCAACACGCUACCGACCAGGGUCGCACAAAUGA
Ectocarpus siliculosus is the source of this 1915-nucleotide messenger RNA. NCBI's taxonomy places the organism in Eukaryota, Phaeophyceae, Ectocarpales, Ectocarpaceae. The record is from the annotation of a GenBank genome assembly.